This is a messenger RNA of Sciurus carolinensis (gray squirrel), 2839 nucleotides long. It is a transcript of the gene Atxn1l, whose product is annotated as ataxin 1 like. Gene Ontology annotation, molecular function: protein binding; RNA binding. NCBI's taxonomy places the organism in Eukaryota, Metazoa, Chordata, Mammalia, Rodentia, Sciuridae. Bases 307 to 2376 code for a protein of 689 amino acids. Gene Ontology annotation, biological process: regulation of DNA-templated transcription; anatomical structure development. The record is from RefSeq and is a predicted model, not a curated record. The transcript has 4 exons. Gene Ontology annotation, cellular component: nucleus.
AUCUCCGGGCGCCCGGCUGGGGGGUGCUGGGUGUGGGGCGGCUCCGGGGCCGGGGAUGGCGGCGGCCGCGGUUGCGGCGGCUCCGGGACAAGCAGGAGGAGCCCGGGGAGCGCUGUGAGAUGGGCCGGCUUCCAAGUCAGCCGGGAGGACACUUAAUACAGCCGCUCAGAAGCACCAACAGAAGCUCAGAUGUGGGCGCCCCAGCCAGCAGCAGAGAGGGGUGCAGGGAAGCCACAGAGAAGCCACUUCUGAUGCCCCAAGGAGCAAGCCAACCCCUUCCAGACUCCAGGAACACCACAAAGCAAUAUGAAACCUGUUCAUGAGAGGAGUCAGGAAUGCCUUCCACCAAAGAAACGAGACCUCCCCGUGACCAGCGAGGAUAUGGGGAGAACUACCAGCUGCUCCACAAACCACACACCCUCCAGUGAUGCCUCUGAAUGGUCCCGAGGGGUUGUGGUGGCGGGGCAGAGCCAGGCUGGAGCCAGAGUCAGCCUGGGGGGUGAUGGAGCUGAGGCCAUUGCUGGUCUGACAGUGGACCAGUAUGGCAUGCUGUAUAAGGUGGCUGUGCCACCUGCCACCUUCUCACCAACCGGCCUCCCAUCCGUGGUGAACAUGAGCCCCUUGCCCCCCACGUUUAAUGUAGCGUCUUCACUGAUUCAGCAUCCAGGAAUCCAUUAUCCCCCAAUCCACUAUGCUCAGCUCCCGUCCACCUCACUGCAGUUUAUCGGGUCUCCUUAUAGCCUUCCCUAUGCUGUGCCACCUAACUUCCUACCAAGUCCCCUCCUUUCUCCUUCGGCCAAUCUCGCCACCUCUCACCUUCCACACUUCGUGCCAUAUGCCUCACUCCUGGCAGAAGAAGCCACUCCUCCCCCCCAGGCUUCAUCCCCAGCCCACUCAUUUAACAAAGCCCCUUCUGCAACCUCUCCGUCUGGGCAGUUGCCACAUCACUCGAGUACUCAGCCACUGGACCUCGCUCCAGGACGGAUGCCCAUUUAUUACCAGAUGUCUAGGCUACCUGCUGGCUAUACCUUGCAUGAAAAUCCUCCAGCAGGCACGAGCCCAGUUCUUACCCCUCAGGAGGGCCAGUCUGCUCUGGAAGCAGCUGCUGCCAAUGGAGGACAGAGACAGCGAGAGCGAAAUUUAGUAAGACGAGAAAGUGAAGCCCUUGACUCUCCCAGCAGCAAGAGCGAAGGCCAAGGAUUGGUGCCAGUGGUAGAAUGUGUGGUGGAUGGACAGUUUUUUUCAGGUUCUCAGACUCCACGGGUGGAGGUGGCAGUGCCGGCACACCGAGGGACCCCAGACACGGACCUUGAGGUCCAGCGGGUGGUUGGCUCUUUAGCUUCUCAGGACUAUCAUGUGGUGGCAGCUCAGAGGAAGGAUGAACCCAGCCCCCUCAACCUGUCCCAUCAUACCCCCGACCAUCAGGGUGAGGGACGAGGGUCAGCCAGGAACCCUGCAGAGCUGGCAGAGAAAAACCAGUCCCGUGGGUUCUACCCUCAGUCCCAUCAGGAACCGGUGAAACAUAGACCUUUACCCAAAGCAAUGGUUGUAGCCAAUGGCAACCUGGUGCCCACUGGAACUGACCCAGGCCUGCUGCCUGUGGGCUCGGAGAUCCUGGUGGCAUCAAGCCUGGACGUGCAGGCCAGAGCCACCUUCCCAAACAAGGAGCCAACGCCACCCCCUGUUACCUCCUCCCACUUGCCCUCCCAUUUCAUGAAAGGCGCCAUCAUCCAGCUGGCUACAGGGGAGCUGAAGCGGGUGGAGGACCUCCAGACCCAAGAUUUUGUGCGCAGUGCCGAAGUGAGCGGGGGACUGAAGAUUGACUCUAGCACGGUCGUGGACAUUCAGGAGAGCCAGUGGCCUGGAUUUGUCAUGCUACAUUUUGUGGUUGGCGAGCAGCAGAGCAAAGUGAGCAUCGAGGUGCCCCCUGAACACCCCUUCUUUGUGUAUGGCCAGGGUUGGUCCUCCUGCAGCCCUGGGCGGACUGCACAACUCUUCUCUUUGCCCUGUCAUCGGCUACAGGUGGGAGAUGUCUGCAUCUCUAUCAGUUUACAGAGCUUGAACAGUAACUCAGUUUCUCAGGCCAGCUGUGCUCCCCCAGGCCAGCUGGGUCCACCCCAAGAAAGGCCUGAGAGGACAGUCUUGGGACCCAGAGACCUAUGUGAUAGUGAGGGGAAGAGCCAGCCUCCAGGAGAGGGCUCCCGUGCAGUAGAGCCCUCCCAGUCUGAGCCUGGUGCUCAGGCCUGCUGGCCAGCCCCAAACUUCCAAAGAUACAGCAUGCAAGGGGAGGAGGCACGGGCUGCUCUGCUCCGUCCCUCUUUUAUUCCACAGGAGGUAAAGCUGUCCAUCGAAGGGCGUUCCAAUGCGGGAAAAUGAACCUCUUUCCCAGACCAGGACUGGGACUUGAACCCCAGAGGACAGUUGCUCUGAGUUCACUUCUAGAGGUUGGUUUGAAUGCUUAAGAGACCACUUCCCUUUGGGCUAAGGUAUCUCCCUAGUCUUAAAGCUUACCAGGAGUUGGAGAUUAAACCACCUGCCACAGCAACCCACCAGAAAUAAAGGAACCCUUAUUGUGUGGAGCUGGAAUGCAGGUGUUUGGGAAGAGCUGUGCAGGAUCAAGCCUACUGUGUGAAUGAAGGGGCCUGGAGAUAAAGGCUUCCUUUAGGCAGGUACAGUCAUUCCACUGCCUCACCAGCUCCCACCUGGCACUGCCUGCAAGAAAGGCAGCCUCUGUCUAUACCAGGCAAAUGGGGAGUUCAGAGUUCCAGUCUUCCUAGGACCCAGUGGAGACUAUGUCCUCACACCUGAAUCCCUGCAGCAUCCUGAAACUCCUUUCUCU